GGACUUAGCCAAGUUCAAGAUGGCAAGUUUGCCUUCAGAGAGCUGAGAUCUGCCAAAAGGCUUUGUCCAGUGCUGGAGGGAUGGCUCAGCUGUUAAGGCGCUUGCCGGUGAAGCCUAAGGACCCAGAAAAUGGGCUUGGAGGCAGAGAAGCAUGAAGCACGCAGCAACCCCAGGAAGAAACAUCACCAGGGUCCUCAUUGCAAACAGAGGAGAAAUUGCCUGCCGGGUGAUACGAACAGCCAGAAAAAUGGGUAUCCAGUCGGUGGCUGUUUUCAGUGAGGCUGACAGGAACUCCAUGCAUGUUGAGAUGGCCGACAAAGCGUACUGCAUCGGCCCCGCUCCGUCCCAGCAGAGCUACCUCUGUAUGGAGAAAAUCAUCGAAGUGGCCAAGAUCUCUGCUGCCCAGGCCAUCCAUCCAGGAUACGGUUUUCUUUCAGAAAACAUGGAAUUUGCUGAACUUUGUAAGCAAGAAGGAAUUAUUUUCAUAGGUCCUCCUUCAUCUGCAAUUAGAGACAUGGGUAUAAAGAGCACCUCCAAGUCCAUCAUGGCUGCGGCUGGGGUGCCUGUUGUGGAAGGUUACCAUGGUGAGGACCAAUCCGACCAGUGCCUAAAAGAGCAUGCCGGCAGAAUCGGUUAUCCUGUUAUGAUCAAAGCUGUCCGCGGCGGAGGAGGAAAAGGUAUGAGGAUCAUUCGAUCAGAAGAAGAAUUUCAAGAGCAGUUAGAAUCAGCGCGAAGAGAAGCUAAGAAGUCUUUCAAUGAUGACGCUAUGCUGAUUGAGAAGUUUGUGGACACACCAAGGCAUGUGGAAGUCCAGGUGUUUGGUGAUCACCAUGGCAACGUGGUGUACUUGUUUGAAAGAGACUGUAGUGUGCAGAGACGACAUCAGAAAAUCAUUGAGGAGGCCCCAGCGCCUGGUAUUAAACCUGAAGUAAGAAAAAAGCUUGGAGAAGCUGCAGUCCGAGCUGCCAAAGCUGUAAGCUAUGUUGGAGCAGGAACUGUGGAAUUUAUUAUGGACUCAAAGCAGAACUUUUACUUCAUGGAGAUGAACACAAGGCUGCAAGUCGAACAUCCUGUGUCUGAGAUGAUCACGGGUACUGACUUGGUGGAGUGGCAGCUUAGGGUUGCAGCAGGAGAGAAGAUUCCUUUGAGCCAGGAAGAAAUACCUCUGCAGGGCCAUGCCUUUGAGGCUAGAAUCUAUGCAGAAGAUCCCAACAAUAACUUCAUGCCAGGAGCUGGACCUCUAGUGCAUCUCUCUACCCCUCAGGCAGACCCAUCCAAGAGGAUUGAAACUGGAGUGCGGCAAGGAGAUGAAGUUUCAGUGCAUUAUGACCCCAUGAUCGCCAAGCUUGUCGUAUGGGCUGCAGACCGCCAAGCAGCCUUGUCAAAACUGAGGUACAGCCUUCACCAGUACAAUAUUGUGGGACUACACACCAACAUUGACUUCCUGCUCCGCCUGUCCAGCCACCCAGAGUUUGAAGCAGGGAAUGUGCACACUGACUUCAUCCCUCAACACCACAAGGAACUGCUGCCCAGCCGGAGCUCUGUAGCCAAGGAGUCUCUGUGCCAGGCGGCCCUGGGCCUCAUCCUCAAGGAGAAAGCGGUGACUGAUGCUUUCAAACUUCACGUGCAAGAUCAAUUCUCUCCAUUUUCAUUCAGCAAUGGAAGAAGACUGAACAUCUGCUACACCAGAAACAUGACUCUUAGAGAUGGUAACAGUGAUGUAGCCAUUGCUGUAACAUAUAACCAUGAUGGGUCAUACAACAUGCAGAUUGAAGAUAAAACUUUCCAAGUCCUCGGUGAGCUUUCCAGUGAGGAAGACUGUACUUACCUGAAGUGCUCUGUCAAUGGAGUUGCUAGUAAAGCCAAACUGGUUAUCCUGGACAGCACCAUUUACCUGUUUACCAUGGAAGGCAGUAUUGAAAUUGACAUUCCAGUACCCAAAUAUUUGUCUUCAGUGAGCUCAGAAGGAACUCAGGGAGGUACCAUUGCUCCUAUGACUGGAACCAUUGAAAAGGUAUUUGUGAAAGCUGGGGACACAGUGAAAGCGGGAGACUCCCUCCUGGUCAUGAUCGCCAUGAAGAUGGAGCAUACCAUAAAGGCUCCAAAGGACGGCACAAUAAAGAAAGUGUUCUUCAGAGAAGGGGCCCAGGCCAACAGACACGCGCCUUUAGUGGAGUUUGAGGAGGAGGCCGAAUGACAGCUGAGACAGAAUGCACUCCAUCCAAGAACUGCAGACGGCAGCACCUUACCUGCACCACAAAGAAAGGCUCUCACAAAGAGCAGCUGUAUUAGGUGAAUGUCGAUGAUAUUUGCUACAACCUUUUCAUAUUUAAGAAUCAUGCACUUGGCUCACAAAUGAAAUAAAUGAUCUCCAAAUAUUUCAUACUAAUAAAGUUGAAUUCUAUUUUUUUAUGGGAA
This is a messenger RNA of Jaculus jaculus (lesser Egyptian jerboa), 2418 nucleotides long. RefSeq names its product methylcrotonyl-CoA carboxylase subunit 1 (gene Mccc1). The coding region runs from base 152 to 2197 and encodes 681 amino acids. Gene Ontology annotation, cellular component: mitochondrion. Lineage: Eukaryota; Metazoa; Chordata; Mammalia; Rodentia; Dipodidae. The transcript has 19 exons. The record is from RefSeq and is a predicted model, not a curated record. Gene Ontology annotation, molecular function: methylcrotonoyl-CoA carboxylase activity; metal ion binding; ATP binding.